Molecule: messenger RNA, 3598 nt
Organism: Mesocricetus auratus (golden hamster)
Lineage: Eukaryota; Metazoa; Chordata; Mammalia; Rodentia; Cricetidae
Gene: Tmprss15
Product: transmembrane serine protease 15
Exons: 27
Coding region: 193-3351 (1052 amino acids)
Biological process (GO): proteolysis
Cellular component (GO): membrane
Molecular function (GO): serine-type endopeptidase activity; protein binding
Source: RefSeq, a predicted model, not a curated record
AUUUCCAGAGGGACACACACAGCACAUUCACACUGAAGACUGUCAGUGUUGGCUUGAGGAGUUGGUGCCUUUAUAAUCUUUAGGAACUUAAUAGAUUUUACUUCACUUUAGUCUUUAAAGUAUUAGUGUUGCUGGGGUGAAGAACUGUAGUCUUCCAUAGUUACUACAUUAUCAAUCUUUCAAAAAUAAAAAAUGAAGUCAAACAGAAAGGUGGCUGUAGGACAUCGCUCUCUCAGCUCUUUCGAAGCAAUGCUCUCGGCUCUCUUCAUUAUUCUUAUUGCCCUCUGUGCUGGGUUAAUUGCAGUGUCCUGGCUGGCAAUCAAGGAUUCAGAAACAGAUGCAUCCCUUGGAAAAAGUCAUGAAGUCAGAGGGACAUUUAAAAUAACAUCUGGAGUGACAUAUAAUCCUAAUUUACAAGACAGACUCUCCGUGGAUUUCAAAGUUCUUGCUUUUGACCUUCAGCAAAUGAUAGAUGAGAUCUUUGAAUCAAGUAAUCUGAAGAAUGAAUAUAAGAAAUCGAUGGUUUUUCAAUUUGAAAAUGGCAGCGUUAUAGUCCUUUUUGACCUUUUUUUUGCUCAGUGGGUGUCAGAUGAAAAUGUAAAAGAAGAGCUGAUUCAAGGCAUUGAAGCAAAUGUAUCCAGCCAGCUGGUCAUUCUCCAUAUUGACUUGAACAGCGUUGAAAUCACAGCAUCACCUGAUAACUUGUCAACAGCAGUCCCUGUAACAACUUCAGAUAAGCAGACAACCAGCAGUUCCACGACAACUUCAGCUUCUGUGGGUAACUUCUCAACAGCAAUUGCUGCAACUUCAGGCAAUGUCCAAGUAGAUUGUCAACCUGGCUCACGGCCCUGUGCUAACACUUGGAAUUGUAUAGCAAUUGAUUUAUUUUGUGAUGGAGAAGUGAAUUGUCCAGACGGUUCAGAUGAAGACACAGGACUAUGUGCCACAGCUUGUGAUGGAAGAUUUUUGCUGAUGGAAAAUUCUGGGUCUUUCCAAGCUGAUCGUUACCCGAGGCCAGGCGGGUCAGAUGUUGCUUGCCGCUGGAUCAUCCGUGUAAACCAAGGACUUUCCAUUAGAAUCAGCUUUGGAUCUUUUAUUUCAUUUUAUGCAGAUGUGUUAGAUAUUUAUGAAGGUGCAGGACCCAGCAAAAUAUUAAGAGCCUCUUUUGCAGAAACUCAUCCUGGAACAAUUCGAAUUUUCUCCAACCUAGUUACAGUCACUUUUCUGAUACAAUCUGAUGAAAGCGACUACAUUGGCUUCAAUGCCACCUAUGGCACCUUUAACAGCAGCACCCUUAGCAAUUAUGAGAAAAUCAACUGUACUUUUGAUGAUGGCUUUUGCUUCUGGAUCCAGGAUCUUGAUGAUGACAAUGAGUGGGAAAGGAUCCAGGGACCACAGUUUCCUCUCUUCCCUGGACCACCUUUUGACCACACAUUUGCAAAUGACUCAGGAUUUUACAUUUCCACACCAACUGAUCAAGGAUGGAGAGCGGAAAGAAUGGGGCUUUCAAGCCUCUAUUUAGAGCUCACUUCAGAGCCUGUCUGCCUUCAUUUCUGGUAUUACAUGUGUUGUGAAAAUGUUUACAACCUGAGCAUUCAUGUCAGCAGCAAUGAAACCACAGACAAGACAGUUUUUCAAAGGACAGGAAAUUAUGGGAUGAAUUGGAAUUACGGUCAAGUCACAAUAAAUGAAACAGUGGAAUUUAAGGUUGUGUUCAAUGCUUUUAGAAACCGAGGUUGGAGUACAAUAGCCCUGGAUGACAUAAGCCUAACAAAUGGAAUUUGUAGUGAGAGUAUUUAUCCAGAACCAACUUUGGUUCCCACCCUUCCACCAGAGCUUCCUACCGACUGCGGAGGACCUUUUGAACUAUGGGAGCCAAAUACAACAUUCAGUUCUCCAAACUUUCCAGAUGUCUACCCUAAUCAAGCUUUCUGUGUAUGGAAUUUAAAUGCACAAAAGGGAAGAAAUAUUCAACUUCACUUUCAAGAUUUUGAUUUAGAAAAUAUCAAUGAUGUGGUUGAAGUGAGAGAUGGAGGAGAAGUUGACUCCUUGCUCUUAGCUGUGUACACAGGACCUGGCCCCGUAAAGGAUGUGUUUUCUACCACCAACAGAAUGACUGUGCUUUUCAUCACAAACACAAUGAGUACAAGCACUGGCUUCAAAGCAAAUUUCACUACUGGAUAUUACUUGGGGAUUCCAGAACCAUGCCAGGAUGGGGAAUUUCAGUGUAAGGAUGGAAAGUGCAUUCCAGUGGGGAAUCUCUGUGAUGGACACACACACUGUACUGACGGCUCUGAUGAAGAACAUUGUGUACGUUUUCUCAAUGGCACAACGAACAACAGUGGUUUGGUACAGUUCAAAAUAAACAGCGUCUGGCAUGUAGCUUGUGCUGAGAACUGGACUACACAAAUUUCAAAUGAAGUUUGUCAUCUCCUGGAACUAGGGAGUGCAAACUCAUCAAUGCCAACAUUAUCUACUGGAGAGGGACCAUUUGUGACUUUAAACAGAGCCCCUAAUGGCACCUUAACAGUCACCCCCAGUCUACGGUGUUCACAAGAUUUAUUGACUCUGUUACAUUGUAACUAUAAAUCGUGUGGAGAGAAAAUGGUGAGCCACAAAGCCAACCCGAAGAUCGUUGGUGGAAGUGACGCAAAAGCAGGGGCGUGGCCCUGGGUUGUGGCUCUGUAUUACAGAGACAGCUACACAGACCGGCUGCUCUGUGGUGCGUCUCUCGUCAGCCCUGAAUGGCUGGUGUCUGCUGCGCACUGCGUAUACGGAAGAAAUGUAGAUCCAACAAGAUGGACGGCAUUCCUCGGCCUGAAUAUGCAGUCAAAUCUGACUUCUCCUCAAGUAGAAAGACGGGUGAUUGAUCAAAUUGUCAUAAACCCUCAUUAUGAUAAACGAAGAAAGUUCAAUGACAUUGCUAUGAUGCACCUUGAGUUCAAAGUGAAUUACACAGAUUAUAUACAGCCUAUUUGUUUACCAGAAGAAAAUCAAAUAUUCAUUCCUGGGAGAAUUUGUUCAAUUGCUGGCUGGGGUUAUACUGAAAUUCAAGGUUCUACUUCUGAUGUACUGAAAGAAGCUGAUGUCCCUCUUGUAUCCAAUGAGAAGUGCCAGCAACAGCUGCCAGAAUACAACAUCACUGAAAAUAUGAUAUGUGCAGGGUAUGAAGAAGGAGGCAUAGACUCAUGUCAGGGUGAUUCGGGAGGACCGUUAAUGUGCCAAGAAAACAACAGGUGGUCUCUGGUUGGUGUGACAUCAUUUGGAGUUCAGUGUGCGCUGCCUAAUCGCCCUGGAGUGUAUGCCCGGGUCUCAGGGUUCACAGAGUGGAUACAAAGUUUUCUACGUUAGACAUUUUUCUGAUCCCAAAAGGAAAGUUCGGUAGUUUUUGUUUGUUUGUUUGUUUUUUCUUUUUACUUAAAGUAGCAUGACAACUGAGAGUUUCAUGACACAGAAAAAAAAGCUUUUCUUCUAAACUGAAUCAUUUAAAUAUUGGGAUAGGGAAGAAAGACAAAACAAAUUCAAUCAAUCUUUGCAGCAUGAAGUAACUGUAAAAUGCAUUUUUGUUUCAUAAUAAACAAUUAUCUUAUAGACAUCA